CCUUCCCUCACGUUUGUCCCUGCGCGGGCCGCGGUUGGUAUCCGGUCUUUCCAGCCCCGAGACGGACCUGGUUCCUCUACCCAGGCUUCUGUCGCUCUGUCACCUACGGUAUGCCCUGCUGUAGUCACAGGAGGUGUAGAGAGGACCCCGGGACAUCUGAAAGCCAGGAAAUGAUGUUUCAGGACUCAGUGGCUUUUAAGGAUGUGGCUGUGAACUUCACCCAGGAGGAGUGGGCUUUGCUGGAUAUUUCCCAGAGGAAACUCUACAGGGAAGUGAUGCUGGAAACUUUCGGGAACCUGGCCUCUAUAGGAAAAAGUUGGAAAGACCAGAACAUUGAAUAUGAGUACCAAAACCCCAGGAGAAACUUCAGGCGUCUCAUAGAAAAGAAAGUCAAUGAAAUUAAAGAAGACAGUCAUUGUGGAGAAACUUUUACCCCAGUUCCAGAUGAUAGGCUGAACUUCCAGGAGAAGAAAGCUUCUCCUGAAGUAAAAUCAUGUGAAAGCUUUGUGUAUGGAGAAGUUGGCCUAGGUAACUCAUCUUUUAAUAUGAAAAUCAGAGGUGACACUGGACACAAGGCAUAUGAAUAUCAGGAAUAUGGACCAAAGCCAUGUAAGUGUCAACAACCUAAAAAAGCCUUCAGAUAUUGCCCCUCCUUUAGAACACAACAAAGGGAUCACACUGGAGAGAAACCCAAUGCUUGUAAAGAAUGUGGAAAAACCUUUAUUUCCCAUUCAAGCAUUCAAAGACACAUGGUAAUGCACAGUGGGGAUGGACCUUAUAAAUGCAAGUUUUGUGGGAAAGCUUUCCAUUGUUUCAGUUUAUAUCUUAUUCAUGAAAGAACUCAUACUGGAGAGAAACCAUAUGAAUGUAAACAAUGUGGUAAAUCCUUUAGUUAUUCUGCUACCCUUCGAAUACAUGAAAGAACUCACACUGGAGAAAAGCCUUAUGAGUGUCAGGAAUAUGGGAAAGCAUUUCAUAGUCCCAGAUGCUAUCGUAGACAUGAAAGGAUUCACAUGGGAGAGAAGGCUUAUCAAUGUAAGGAAUGUGGAAAAGCAUUCACAUGUCCCCAGUAUGUUCAUAUACAUGAAAGGACCCACUCUGGGAAAAAACCCUAUGAAUGUACGCAGUGUGGGAAAGCAUUAUCCUGUCUUACAAGUUUUCAAACACACAUAAGAAUGCACUCUGGAGAAAGACCUUAUGAAUGUAAGAUAUGUGGAAAAGGCUUUUGUUCUGCCAAUUCAUUUCAAAGACAUGAAAAAACUCACAGUGGAGAGAAACCCUAUAAAUGCAAGCAAUGUGGUAAAGCCUUCAUUCAUUCCACUUCCCUUCGAUAUCAUGAAAGGACUCACACUGGAGAGAAACCCUAUGAGUGUAAGCAAUGUGGGAAAGCCUUCAGAUCUUCCUCGCACCUUCAAUUGCAUGGUAGGACUCACACUGGAGAGAAACCCUAUGAAUGUAAGGAAUGUGGGAAAGCCUUCAGAUCUAUGAAGAACCUUCAAAGUCAUGAAAGGACACAAACACACAUAAGAAUACACUCUGGAGAAAGACCUUAUAAAUGUAAGCUGUGUGGGAAAGGCUUUUAUUGUCCCAAAUCAUUGCAAAGACAUGAAAAAACUCACACUGGAGAGAAACUCUAUGAAUGCAAGCAAUGUGGUGAAGCCUUCAGUAGUUCCAGUUCCUUUCGAUAUCAUGAAAGGACUCACACUGGAGAGAAACCCUAUAAAUGCAAGCAAUGUGGGAAAGCCUUCAGAGCUGCCUCAAUCCUUCGAAUGCAUGAAAGGACUCAGACUGGAGAGAAACCCUAUGAGUGUAAACAAUGCGGAGAAGCCUUCAGAUCUACCUCACACCUUCGAAAACGUGGUAGGACUCACACUGGAGAGAAACCCUAUGAGUGUAAGCAAUGUGGAAAAGCCUUCAGAUCUACCUCACACCUUCGAAAGCAUGGUAGGACUCACACUGGAGAGAAACCCUAUGAAUGUAAGAAAUGUGGAAAAGCGUUCCAUAAUUUCUCUUCUUUGCAAAUACAUGAAAGGAUGCACAGAGGAGAGAAGCCCUGUGAAUGUAAGCAUUGUGGGAAAGCAUUUAUAUCUGCCAAGAUCCUUUGAAUACAUGCAAGAACACACAAUGGAGGGAAACCCUAUGAAUGUAAAGAAUGCAGAAAAGCAUUCAGCUUGCCUACUUCCUUUCAUAGACAUGAAAAGACUCACACUGGAAGGAAACCCUAUGAAGGCAAACAAUGUGGCAAAGCUUUCACUUCUUCCAGUUCUUUUCAAUAUCAUGAAAGAACACACACUAGGGAGAAACCCUAUCAAUGUAAGCAAUGUGUGAAAGCCUUUAUUUCUUCCACUUCUUUUCAAUAUCAUGAAAGGACUCACAUGGGAGAGAAACUCUAUGAGUGUAUGCCAUGUGGGAAAGCCUUCAUUUAUUCUAGUUGCCUUUGAUAUCAUGAAAGGACUCACACUGGAGAGAAGCCCUAUGAAUGUAAGCAAUGUGGGAAAGCCUUCAGAUCAGCCUCACACCUUCAAAUAUAUGGAAGGACUCACACUGGAGAGAAACCCUAUGACUGUAAGUAGUGUGGGAAAGCAUUCAGACCUGACAAGAUUCUUUGAAUACAGAUAAUGAAUGUAAACAA
Messenger RNA from Nomascus leucogenys (northern white-cheeked gibbon), 2632 nucleotides. RefSeq names its product zinc finger protein 69. Gene Ontology annotation, biological process: regulation of transcription by RNA polymerase II. The transcript is spliced from 6 exons. The record is from RefSeq and is a predicted model, not a curated record. Gene Ontology annotation, molecular function: DNA-binding transcription factor activity, RNA polymerase II-specific; RNA polymerase II cis-regulatory region sequence-specific DNA binding. NCBI's taxonomy places the organism in Eukaryota, Metazoa, Chordata, Mammalia, Primates, Hylobatidae.